Molecule: messenger RNA, 1089 nt
Organism: Malassezia globosa CBS 7966
Lineage: Eukaryota; Fungi; Basidiomycota; Malasseziomycetes; Malasseziales; Malasseziaceae
Exons: 1
Coding region: 1-1089 (362 amino acids)
Cellular component (GO): cytosol; cytoplasm
Molecular function (GO): phosphatase activity
Source: RefSeq, a predicted model, not a curated record
AUGUGUCGUGCGAACGACGAAGCGGCUCAACCUAUCGCUCUUCUUACUCUCGUGCGACACGCAGAAUCCAUAGCAAAUGCGAAAAGAGUUCUCCAAGGAGUCUGUGAUGCACCACUCUCGCCCAAAGGCGUAUUCCAACUCGACAAGCUGAGAGCUGCCUGGACACCCGAGACUGACUCGGAUUGGGAGAAUUCGCUUGAUUUGCCAAAGCCCUCAUUGAUUGUGACAAGUCCCAUAGGUCGUGCGAAAAAGACAGCCGCAGCUAUUGCUCGCGGAUGCGGCGUGCAAGACCUGACCGAAGAAGAUCCUACGACAUUUCGCACUCCGCCUUGUGAGCCACCGUUCGUCACUCGGCACAAUGUUGUGUACAUUGAUUCAGGUUUGUCUGAGCGUAACUUUGGUCGUUCAGAAUGCACAAAGGAAAAAAAAGCAGUACCAGGAUUUGCACGCCUACCCCAGUCGGAGCUUGGUCGUGCUGAGACAGAUCGAGAGUUCUAUGCACGUGUGGCGAAAGCGGGCCAAAAAUGGCUCGAUUGGCUCCGAGAAUUCGCACAUAGGGAUCAGCCUCAGAGCAAAAUCAGCGAGAAAGAAGAAGCGCAACUGCAGAAAAUGGCGGAAACGGCCAAGAUGGAUGGCGGUGAAGAUGAAAAGGAAGAGAAGAAUGGCGUGAAGAACGAAGAAGAACACGCUACGGCCGAUACAAAAGAUCAGAAGAUUAAGAGGGGUCUUGAAAGUGUACAGCACAGAAACGACACGUUUUUUGGAAACGAGGGGCAUGCUACCAACGACCAAGCAUUGUCAUCCAGCACAGAUGUAUUUCCACAUCUGGUGCUUGUGUCGCAUGGCCUAUGGAUCAAUGCCUUUCUACGGACUUAUCUCCCUUCUAUAUGCCAUGGCGCCAAAUCUUACUAUAUUCGCAGUAACAACACCGGCAUGUUCACGGUAGGUCUGUAUGGGGAGUUAGCCAAUACGCGACUCCAACUCUUGAGAGAUAAUGACACACGUCAUCUAGGCGAAACGCUGCAACCGGCGCCAAAGCGGCGCGCCAAAAUUCAGCAGCGAACUACCCUGACAUCUAUUUGGCGUUAA